AUGCCGGAGCUCCUUGAGACAUCGAUCAAGGCGCUCGAAAUCGCGAAGCUCCUAACGGCCGAAAUUCCUAUCCCGGGGCUCAGCACCGCCGUCGAAUGCGCCCUCGGUGUCGCAAAAAAAGCCCAGGAGAUCAAAGACACUCGGGAUGGCUGUCGAGCUCUCGCUGAGCGUGCUACAACUCUUGUAAUUGCACUCUACCAGCAGCUCAAGAACGGGAGCAGCGACGCGGCGGUCCAAGUGCAUGUCACGACGUUCCUGCAGGACUUGCAAGCCAUCGAGAACUUGAUGGACCGUCGCUUACGUCCUAGAACGCGAGAGCGCAUUCGUUUUGUGUUCAAGCGCAGAAAGAUUGCCGACGAGGUCAAGGUGCUGACGACGAAGCUGGAGGACUCCUUCCGCGUGUUUAUGAUCCAGGCUGCGCUCGCUCUCAACCAAGACAUGAACAUGCUAACGAGCGGGCACAUCCGCAUGCUGCAGCACAUCGACGACUCGGCACGCAUCGGAGAAGUUGUCCUUGAAGACUUCAGAGACAUCCGCACCGGCCUUUCGGAUCUCGCACAUCGUGUCGGAGAAAGGGCAACCUUCAACGGAAAUUUCCGGCUCUUCGCACGCGAAAAUCUCAUUUUGUUGGAGCCGAUCGUCGACUCAUACAAUCCACAGCGUACAACUAGUACAAAGUAUGGAGACGAACGCACCGUCAUCCAGACUGUUGCUCAGCCACGGACAGGACGCGUUUUCCGCUACCGUGCCGUCGUGAAAGCCACCGGUGAACUUUCUGGAACGCAGGUAGUGGUACAUGCAUAUCCAAAUCACGAUGAUCAGCGGUUUGUGGAGGCCGUAAAAUUCGCGAAGCAAAUUUAUCACCCUCACAUGCUGGUUAUGCUGGGGUACUCCUACCCGGGAGAGCCAGGCGAGGCCACAUACAUCGUUAUGGAAGACUACAUUCCCGCUGUGGAAUAUCUCAGUUUCUUGCAUAGUGCCGACAAGUUACAAGCGCACCUGAAAAUAAAGGCGGCGAUUGCUGUAGAUCUUCGUACCAUUGCAAGUGCACACGUGGACACUAUGGUGCAGCAUUGGCUAUCUCUCAUCUUCGGCCCUAUCGGAGCGUACAGGGAUCUGCUUCUAGACCGCUCCUGGCGGCCGCAUUGGGAGAAUAUUGCAGACUAUCCACGGUAUCCUCUCGGAGUGUGGCUGGGACGCAACAGCUCUCGUGAAGAUUGGACCUAUCUAUCUGCACAAUAUCCCGGGUUAGAGGUCGCUUUGACAAUGUCGAGUAAACCGAGUGUACUUCCAGAUCCCAGGCAAGGCCGUAAUUUCUGGCAGAGGUUCAAGGACAUGGACGAAUGGCUCAGAAUCCCGGAAUCGGACCUUGGCGAGAUGUGCAUCGAAUUCGAGCUAGGCACAGGCUGGAACCAGACUAGAUGGAAGAGAUACCAGUUCUCGUGUAUUCCUGUGAACACGACUCUUCUCUUCCAGCAAAGUGUACACGCGCUGGACAGGCUCGCCGCUUCCGCGUGGAUGAUGCGUACACUGCCGGAUCCAUCUGUAGUAGAACUCUACGCGCACAUCAGCAUAGCCCCACGCCGGGUGUAUUUCACUGAGACUACUGUCACAAUGUGCGCACACGCUGCUGAGCAAGCAGCCUCACCGCUUUGGUUCUUCCUGUUGCAAUUUGACAGCGGCGACCAUUCAGCUCACGAGAGCAAUAUUCCAUGCGGCUUCUGGUCAUCGGAGAAGGACCCCGCCUCCGUACCGGUGGAUUUCAUCUUCGAUCAGACGCCACAGUUUGUGCCCAUCGAGGAGGGCGAAGAAGCCCCGCUAUUCACUUCGACACAAGCACUUGGAGACCUCGUGUUCACCACGCAAACAAAAAUGUAUACUGCAAUUCUACAGUUCAGCGAGGACGAGUUGUUAGCAUUCAAGGCGGCUUCGCAACAAACGACAACAGCAGUGUGGACAACACCAGACAAAUCCAUCGCAUCGAGCUUCAGCAACGAAGAGUACCCUGCGAGACUGCAUUGCAGGUCUCCGAGUCUCUUUUCUGCACUGUGA
Trametes versicolor FP-101664 SS1 is the source of this 2052-nucleotide messenger RNA. RefSeq lists its product as uncharacterized. Gene Ontology annotation, biological process: cell surface receptor signaling pathway. The transcript is spliced from 13 exons. Lineage: Eukaryota; Fungi; Basidiomycota; Agaricomycetes; Polyporales; Polyporaceae. Bases 1 to 2052 code for a protein of 683 amino acids. The record is from RefSeq and is a predicted model, not a curated record.